Messenger RNA from Cervus elaphus (red deer), 3575 nucleotides. RefSeq names its product zinc finger MYND-type containing 12 (gene ZMYND12). The coding region runs from base 143 to 1288 and encodes 381 amino acids. Lineage: Eukaryota; Metazoa; Chordata; Mammalia; Artiodactyla; Cervidae. The transcript has 7 exons. The record is from RefSeq and is a predicted model, not a curated record. Gene Ontology annotation, molecular function: protein binding.
CCCGAGUUGUCAGUCGAGCCACACGCCCUUCCCCUCGAAAGGCCGGGGAUGAGGCUGCGCCGUGUCGGUCACGUGACACCGCUGUCCGGUGUGUCCUCGCCAGGCAACCGUCCUAGAGACUGACAACACCGUCUGCCGCGGCAUGAACGUGAUCUACCCUCUGGCGGUGCCCAAGGGGCGCCGGCUGUGCUGUGAGGUGUGCGAAGCCCCGGCCGAGCGGGUGUGCGGGGCCUGCACAGUCACUUAUUACUGUGGUGUGGUUCAUCAGAGAGCUGAUUGGGGCAGCAUCCACGAGAAGAUAUGUCAGCUCCUGAUUCCCCUGCGCACCUCCAUGCCCUUCUACAACUCGGAGGAAGAACGGCAGCAUGGCCUGCAGCAGCUGCAGCAGCGUCAGAAGCAUUUGAUUGAACUCUGCUACACCGUUGCCCAGAAAUACAUCUUUGAAGGAAAACAUGAAGAUGCUGUCCCGGCAGCUUUGCACUCUCUUCGCUUUCGCAUGAAUGUGCACGGCCUGAGUUCAGUUGAGCUGGUGCCUGCUUACUUGCUGUUGGCCGAAGCCAGCCUUGGUCUGGGCCGGGUCGUCCAGGCUGAGGAAUAUCUAUCCCAAGCUCAGUGGACAGUCCUCAAAUCAACCGAAUGUAGUUAUGCCAUCCACUCCUUACUGCAUCGGAACCUGGGACUUCUCUACAUGGCUAAGGAAAACUAUGAGGAAGCCCGCUAUCAUCUGGCCAAUGAUAUUUAUUUUGCCAGUUGUGCAUUUGGAACAGAGCACAUCAGAGCCUCAGGUGGCUACUUCCACCUGGCCAACAUCUUCAAUGGCCUUAAAAAGUUGGACCUGGCAGACACAUUGUACACCAAAGUCUCUGAGAUCUGGAACAAAUAUUUGAACGAUCACUAUCAAGUCCUCUCACAGGCUCGCAUCCAACAAAUAGAUCUACUGGGCAAACGAUUUGAGACUGACACUGGCUUGGAUGAAGCCCAGGAAGCAGAAGCUAUUCAGAUCCUGACUUCAAUCUUGAACGUUCGAGAAUCUACAUCUAACAAAGCCCCCCAAAAAACAAUCUUUGUUCUCAAAAUUCUGUUCAUGCUUUACUUCCUGAUGAUGAAUUCUUCAAAGGCAAGUUCCCCUAGAAAAGCAGCAAAUCUAAAACAGAGGGAGAAAUUCCUCUGGUUGGAUUCGGCUGUUUUGUCCAGCUGCACUAGCUUUUGUCCUCAGAGUAAGCCCUCACUCCAAAAAAGUUCAGACACUCACAACAUUUCCCCUGUGUUAAGUCCAACUGCACAAUGAAAACAGGAUUGUCUUCUUCCCUCAAGGGGACCACCCUAGGGUUGCACAGGUAGACUGAGGCUGGGACAGUGCUGGGAGGCAUGUAGGACAGAAGGGCUCUGGAGAGUUCUUGGGGAAAUGGAGCAGUCACUCUGACUACACAGUGAUAGUGAGUUCCCUGUUGCUGGAGGGAUCCUGGCAGAAACAAUUCCAAAGGUAAUCAUUUUUGAGUGCUUAUUACAUGCCAGUCACUAGCCUAAGUACUUUACAUGAAGUAUCACAUGUAAUUCCCAUAUCAACCUUACAAAGUAAGUCUUUUAUCAUUCCCACUUUACAGGUAAGGAACUGAGGCACAGAGUGCAUCCAUUAUUUGCCAAAUUUCUUCUAGAGUAAGUGGCAAAUCUCAGGUUCCUUAAUUUAUUGAUUGACUGAUCCACUCAUUCAAUAAUUUAUUGAACUUCUGCCAUUUGCAAAGGAUGGUUCUAGAGACUGAGGGUACAGUGGUGAACCACCAGCCAAGUUGCCUAUUUCCAAGGAACUUAGGUUCUUCUGGAGGAGGGGAAGUCACAAUAAACAAGUGAACACAUAAAUGUGUAACAUAAUUUCAGAGGCUGAAAAGCUCUACAAAGAAAAACAAAGCAGGCAAGAGGAAAGAGGAGAGAGGGUUGGUUGGAGGAGGCAAUUUUGUGCAGGUGACAUGGGGAAAGUUAAGAUGUCCUUCCCCUGUUCCCUUCCUCCAUUCCUUCCUUCAUUCUUUCCAUUUGCCUGCAAACUUUUACUAAGCACCUACUGUAUACCAGGGCCUGGAGGAGUUCCCCAUCAGUGGGUUAUAACAGAGUAUGAGAGCAAAGCCUGGGGCACUGUGGGAGCAUGGAGGAGGGACAGCCACCCUAUAUGGGAUGGAGGUGAGAAGGGUCAGGGAACAGAGAAGCAUUUUCAUUGCAUUUCCAGGUUUACUGUGGACAAAACCUCUGCAUUUCAGGGUCCCAUUUUCUGCUGAAGGAAGUCAUUCCUCCAAGGUAUUUUAAGGAUGUUAGGUCUACAAGAGGUUCUUAGAAGAAAGGGCCACCUCUCUCUACUCAGAUUGGUGCCUUGCUUCUUUCAGGUCUGGAAUCAGCUAUCUGCUCUUGAAUAAGGCCUUCCCUGUCCUCUGUCUGAAAUGGCAACCCCCCAUCUGACACGACUGAAGCGACUUAGCAGCAGCAGCAGCAGGAGCAUUGCCAUCACUAAUACUUUCUGUCUCCCUACCUGCUUUAGUUUUUUCUCUCAGCUUGAAUCACUAUUUAAGAUACCAUCGUAUUCUACUUAUUUGUCUUGUUUAUUGCCUCUCUCUCCUACUAUAUAGUAAAUGUCACAAGGUUAGGAAUUUCUGCCUAUAGUCACAGUCUCUGAAACACAGUAGCCAUUCAAUAAAUGUUUAUUGAAAGAAAGGAGGGAAAGGGGGAAGGAAGGCAGAGAGGGAGGAAAGAAGGGAAGGUAGGGAGGAAGGAAAGAUGAGCCAGAGUCUGUCUCAGGAUGUCCUGUGAAACUUCUGUCCAAAUCAAGACUCUGGGCCACCUGGACUCCCCAGAUGGCAAUUUACUUGUGGCACCUCUCACCUCUAUGCCUCUCAAUGUUGGUUCAAAGGGCCCUGAAAUGGAGAAAAGAGGCUUUGUCCACUAUAAACUCAGAAAUUCAGCAUCCAGGUUUUCCUGUUCCCUGACCUCUCUCACCCUCAUCCCACAUGUGAGGCUAGCUAUGAAGACCUAGGUCAUGUGUUCACAAGUUUUCACAAAGAGCUCAGUGGGUAGUAUGAGAAGUUGAAGGGUCCUGCCCAUGUUUCUGGGGUUGAGCAGAGAUGGGGCUUCCAACAGAAUGCUUUUCUGUGACAAUUUCCUUUUGUCUCUGCAAUUCUCUUUCAGGCAGAGGAAUAUGCCUUGAAAGCCCUCCACCUAGCCAAAAAACAGAAGCUCAGUGUCCAGGAACAAGACACCAUUCAGGGUUUACUAAAUCUCAUCUCAGUUAAGGAAGCUCAACCCAUUACUUAGUGACCCAUGAGCUCUGCAUCAGGGACGACUGAGCAUCUAAAGUAUUUCAGCCUUGCACAGGAGCACUGAGGUGCUAUGAAUUGCUGAAGCACCCACCCUGUUCCCCUGAGACUGCACUCGUAGCUGUGUUUUUAUUGUUACACAGCAUAUGUUGGGGGAAUGUAGAGCUUUUGGCACAGAGAUCAGUAAAACUCUUGCUUAUUAUGACUUUGUACAACUUUGAAUAAUGUGCUGUCAGUUCACUAACAAGGUAUUCAUAAUUAAACUGCAAAUAGUUUAUC